Messenger RNA from Aureobasidium pullulans EXF-150, 1478 nucleotides. RefSeq names its product zincin. Gene Ontology annotation, molecular function: zinc ion binding; metallopeptidase activity; integrin binding. The record is from RefSeq and is a predicted model, not a curated record. Gene Ontology annotation, cellular component: cell surface; fungal-type cell wall; extracellular region. Lineage: Eukaryota; Fungi; Ascomycota; Dothideomycetes; Dothideales; Saccotheciaceae. Bases 358 to 1302 code for a protein of 314 amino acids. The transcript is spliced from 3 exons.
GCACACUUGGCGAACAUGCAUUCAUGAUUCUGAAAAGCCACAAUGCAAUGCUUUUGUCUUGGUAUAGACAUUUUGCCCUGCCCAACGUUCGGUGAAGGCCGAAUUUUGGUACGGCUGAGGUAUAUAACGACCACUCGGGUGUUUCUGGGCAUUUGGGAUUUCGGGUAAACUCGCCCAAUGCGGAUGUAAUGGUAUGCAGAAUCUUCGUCAGUGGAUGGUCGUGGCUCAAUGUCUUGAGAAGCAGAGUAGAUAUAUAAAGAGACAACGACAUGCAGGUUCGUUGGAAACCAUCAAGCAAGCAAAGCAGUUCAACAGCCUCUUCCAACGCUUACAAAGCUUUCUUAUAUCAUUAUCAUUAUGCGCACUCAAUUCCUUGUCGGUGCAGCUCUUGCUGUCACUGCUGCUGCUUCACCUGUCAUCAAGAACAGAGAAGUCACCACUGUGACCGUCUCCGGUAGCACGGCAACCUCAUAUCCCCAGCCCGCCUCUGAGAUUCAAGGCUUCCCUAUCCACCAAUCUUGCAAUGGCACCGAAAAAAGACAGCUCGAAAAGGCACUCGGUGAUACCAUCAAGAUCGCUCAACAAGCCACUCAGCAUAUCUACGCUCACGGCAAUGACUCUGCCCUCUACACCAAGUACUUUGGCCAAGCACCUACUGCUGAAGUAAUCGGCUGGUAUGAGAAGCUCAUCCACGGUGACCACGAACGUGUUCUCUUCCGCUGCGACGACAUUGACAGAAACUGCCACCAAGAAGGCUGGGGCGGCCACUGGCGCGGCGAAAACGCAACCGACGAAACAGUAAUCUGCCCCCUCAGCUACUCCACCCGCCAACCCCUCGAAGCCCUCUGCUCAGGCGGCUACACCGUAGCUUCCGGAAAACUAAACCACUACUUCGCCGCCGACUUGAUGCACAGACUUUUCCACACCACAAAGAUUGGCGAAGGUGCUGCAGAGCAUUAUGCUGAUUCAUACACCGAGUGUCUGGAGUUGGCUGAAGAGAACCCUGCCGAAGCUGUAAGAAAUACGCACACGUUGCAGUAUUUUGCGCUGGACGUUUAUGCUAUGGAUGUUGCGUUGCCUGGGGAGGGUUGUACUGGUACAGUUGGAGAAGAGGAGGGUGAUUCACAUGCUGCUGCGACUGCUUCUUCGGCUGCCUCUUCUGCCGUGUCUUCUGCUUCUGCUAGCACUACCGCCGCUGCCACCAGUACUUCGGCUCAAGCUGCUUCCCAAACCGCCUCGAAGACAUCGAGCGCUGCUGCUGAAUGCCACACCCACGCUGACGGUGUCGUGCACUGUGUCUAAGCACAUUCAAAUAGAACACUAAGCGAAAGAAUGACAUUCCUUUGGGGUGUAGGAGAAAGUGUACGGGCUUUCAUGACUGACAUAUGAACUGGCUGUGUAAUGAUGAUUUCAAGGAGGAUACAAGUGGGAUUUAUGAUAUAUACGCGAGAGAGGAAUGAAGAAACAUGAUUUCAAAG